Andrographis paniculata is the source of this 1646-nucleotide messenger RNA. RefSeq lists its product as uncharacterized. Bases 189 to 497 code for a protein of 102 amino acids. NCBI's taxonomy places the organism in Eukaryota, Viridiplantae, Streptophyta, Magnoliopsida, Lamiales, Acanthaceae. The record is from RefSeq and is a predicted model, not a curated record. The transcript is spliced from 6 exons.
UGAAAAAACACAGUUGCGGACCUUUGAGAAGUUCUUCGUCAGUUCAUCGUUGAAGUUUGACAAAGAGAAUUGCAAAUACACUAAUGAUCCUCACUAUAGUUCGCCGGCUCUGCCUCCUGUGACAAACUUAGUCAUGUCUAGGGGCUAGGAACAAGACGAGGCGAGCUGCCCGGAACUGUUUGUGAUCCAUGUCUCCUUUGAGGCCCAGUGCCUGUGAACUUCUGUUCUUGAAUAUUCAGUUGGAGGCGGCCAUAGGAAGCACGGCUAUGGUGAUGAAGAAGGAUGUAGCAUUGGCAACGGCUGCCUGCCCUGCUCGAACUACCCUAGCUGCUGUCGAAUCAUUGGCCUUACCUCAGGUGCAGGAAUUGGUGUUCUUGGCGGACUUCCGGUGCGCGAGGUGCCAGAAGAGGGUGGCUGAGAUUAUGUCGAAAAUGAAAGGAGAGACUCAAUCUGUGGUGAUUAGUGUUUCGGAGAAGAAGGGAAUUUGGAGAGAGUAAAUGAAGAUGUCUAUUUGUAUGUAUACAUAUAUAUAUGUCUAACGAGCAUCGCACCAGUUAGGAUCAUGACUAGGUCAAAUCAUUAUCAUGCUGAUCUUACUAAGUCAAUAUAUAAUUAUUACAGACAACGCAUGUUUGACAGUAAUUGAGAACAACAAUUAAGUCAAAUUAUUAUCGUGCUCAUUUGACUAAAUCAACACAUAAUUUCGACAGGCAACAUAUGUUUGACAAUAAUUGGUUCUAGCCUAAAGAAGAGGUGAAUGUUAUAUUAGCCAAAGCCAAAAUACAAAGGAAAAAGAGGAUUGAUUUCCCAUAAUGAAUAGGAUACAAUGUCUUAGAAAAUAUGUAUAAUACAUGAUAAAUAUAAGAGUCCACAACAUAUGGUUUUAGUUUUUAUAUGAUAUCGACGUCGGAUGUGCAUGCAAAUGGGUGCUUGAUAGGCAGGCAUUUCAGACAUUAAUAAAUUCUAAUCAGAUUUUUUUUUUAAUGAAUUCUAUAUAUUCCUCGUUUUGAGAAAAUGUAGUUAUCACAAAUUAAGUUCGAUGGUUCAUCUCUACACCAACUUAUUAUCACAAAUGUAGUUAUGCCCUUUGUAAAUCACCAACUUAUUUAUUUUUUAUUUUUCCUUCCUUCUGCGUCUUCUUACUUCACUUUCUCUCUGCCUACUUCUUUUCUUCCUUCUCUUAUCUUAGUCAUUUUAUCUAUUAAAAAAAAAUCUAAAAAAAAAUAUAAAUUGUUAAAUUAAUUUAUUCUCCAUUUACCAACCUCAAAACCAGUUUCUCUUGGGCGAACUAAACAAGUUCCACAGACGUCACUUGUGUUCUCACUGAAUUUGUUCACAACAUUGCAUCAAAAUCUGCCGACUUCGAUUUCAAUUUUAAUUUCUUCGGCGACUUUGGCCUCGACAUACAAUACGCCACAAUUUCCAACGGCUUUCUGCUCGAUUUUGACCGGCAUCUAAGCGAGGAGUUUAGUGAGAGCUUGAUUAACGAUUUCACCGACCGUAUGAGGUGAUUGGGAUGAUUAGAAGAUCUUACCCAGCGUCAUAGGUUAUUCUAAUUGUUGAUUCUCUGUUCUCAUGGCAGUCGAUGUCGCAAAGAAAUACAACCUAUGUGUUGCGCCAAAAUUUGGGGAAGAUUAAACAAAAAU